GUUUGAAGCUCUUGAACGGAUCGCCGGCUAGACUUCCGCAGUUCCUUCGACCCAGAUUCUAGCAGUCACCAAUCAGAUCGGAGUCUGUGAACCGUUUUGUUGGUUAACGUUCUCUUUGACAGUUCUGUUUUACCCCAUCGCCGCAAACGGAAGGCAGUUCCCUCCCCGGCAAGAUGUUUGCACCACCUUUCGACCAUUCCUUCACUGAUUUAUUUGACGAGUACGUCAAUAUGGAGGCAUCGAGUGCCGACAGCAACAAAGAUGUUUCAUUUCCCAGCGACUUUGACCAAAUAUUCUCCCUGGACUCAUUGUCAAGUGAUUGUGGCGACCAAUCACCAAUCCCUACCUCCAAACAAACCCAUCCUUCACCACAGUGGGCGAAGGACUUCUGGGGCCUGCCAGACGCAUCCUCCUCAUUAGGCCAGGGCCCCCUUGCUUUUCAAGACACCGUUCAUCCUUCUGCUGUUUCAGAUCUAAGUGUCAAACUUGAAGCUUCUUCGACGACCCGCCCUGCAGAGACCCGCUCAUCGCCGGCCACUCCUCCGGAAACUCCAAGCCGUAAAUCAAAAAGUGCAUUAGUCACACCGAAGUCUAUCCAUCGUCAUCGCGAACCUAAUGGUCGUCGUGGUGUGCAGCGCAAACAAAGCUUCUCCCCCAGCUUGACCCGCUCCUCGCACUUGCCAAAAGGAAGAAUGGCGUAUCCGGAAGCGUGGGCGCAGCGACUUCAGAGCUUCAAUUUCCUCCGUAGUUCUGAUGAUCGACUCCCAUUGUCACCGCCGCCUUCGGAAUAUCUGGUGCAGCAAGAGAAUAUGGCGGCCGACAACAGCGCCAUACACAUGGGCCAUUCGGGAGACUCAGGCGAGAUGCAUCACCAUUUUGACUCGAGCAUUUUCAACCAAUCCCCCGCGAUCUCUAUGCCAUCCCCAUCGGCUCAGGUAUUGCAAAGGCAGCAAGCCCAGUAUUUAAGCCAUUCCAAUAACUCCGCCGUCACGCCGAGUCCCCCUUCAGCAGAUGAUAUCUUUCCCUCCCCACAUUCCUCGGAUCCUCAAUCCAUGUCCUCGUGGAAUUCUGAUACGCUCGGAACCCCCGGGCUUCCUUUCACGCCUGAUCUCCCAAGCCACGAUGCUCAGGCCUGGUGGCCGCCGAUGAACGCUCGGGUUCCCCCGCGCCAACCGUCCUAUCAACAAAUAGUCACCUCGCCAUCCCCACAGCGGCCAAUCCAAAACACCACCCAUCAGCAUGAACUGGCCAGCCACCAACAUGACAUGCUGCAAGGGGGGCUGAUGAUUCAGAUGGACCCCUCAUCAUACGACAUGGCAGCCACUGCUAGUUCGUCCUAUUCCUCGACUACCAUGCCUCCGGCUCCCAACCCGCAGGAGAACCGCGCUUAUAACCACAUGCCUCCUGCUCACCAGAAAUACGUCGAUGCAUCUUCAUUUGCCACUCCCCAACUUCAGCCCCAAUCACGCUCCCCAUCUAUAUCUCCACGAGGAGAAGGAUCACCCAAGGACGGGUCUGUCAUGCAUCACAGCAUCACCAUGAAAACUGCGCGCCGCAACCUGGGCCGAAAGUUAUCCUCCAACUGUAUGAAUAGCACUCCCAAGCCCGUCAAGGGUCUCCAUGGAUCGGGGAGUCCGAAGGGGAUGAACAAGUCUUCGGUUACUGUAUCAUUUGUAAACUUUACCCCAAGUGACAGUCAAAAGAUCUUGACCGGAGUUGCUCCCAGUGGCAGCUCCAAAACCAAAGCUCGUCGGGAACAAGAGGCCCGGGACCGACGUCGCAAGUUGAGUGAAGCGGCAUUGAAUGCCGUGCGAAAAGCCGGUGGAGACGUGGAGGCUCUCGAGGCUGUGCUAUGCUAAAAAAGGAAAUAGUACCGUUGCUUAUUUUUCGGUCUUGAUCUUUUAUUUUUAUUUUGUGACAGCUUUCAUUAGC
Messenger RNA from Aspergillus alliaceus, 1932 nucleotides. It is a transcript of the gene wetA, whose product is annotated as developmental regulatory protein WetA. The transcript has a single exon. The record is from RefSeq and is a predicted model, not a curated record. Lineage: Eukaryota; Fungi; Ascomycota; Eurotiomycetes; Eurotiales; Aspergillaceae. The coding region runs from base 174 to 1859 and encodes 561 amino acids.